Chlamydomonas reinhardtii is the source of this 833-nucleotide messenger RNA. RefSeq lists its product as uncharacterized. NCBI's taxonomy places the organism in Eukaryota, Viridiplantae, Chlorophyta, Chlorophyceae, Chlamydomonadales, Chlamydomonadaceae. The record is from RefSeq and is a predicted model, not a curated record. Bases 150 to 356 code for a protein of 68 amino acids. The transcript has a single exon.
CCAGUCAGCUGCCAGUGUCCCCCUCAUUUGCAACAUAACGACGCCACACGCGCCCGUGACAAACACCCCACGCUCUGCCUCUUUCCGCAUCGCCGGACCCAGACACCCAGUCGGACCCUCAACCCCGCCGCGCUCCAUCAAAUCAUCUCAUGGCGCCACCGAGCACGCAGCUGCCGCUCCACUCCCGCCCCCGCGGCGCGGCGGCAGCUGCAGCGACGCCCCGCCCUCCCGCCGCCUGUGUGCGCUCUCCGCUGUCCACCUCCUUCCUGAUGGCCUGGGCGCUACUGCUGGGGCUGGGCCUGUUCAUGCGCGCGGCACAGGCGGCCGCCGUCGUGGCGCAGCAGCAGCAGCAGUAGCAGUAGCACUAGCAGCAGCCUAGCAGCGGUGGCAGAUAGGCCUGGAUGGACUUUGUAAGACAUGUCUGAGACAUCUUUCCUGAGGGUUUGCGCUGUACUGUACCGCUGAGCAGAAAGUGAAGGAUUCGAUUCAUGGAAGUAACAGGCUGUGGUAGGGACUGAAUGAGUUGUGCGUUUGGGCUGCCCAUCAGGGUCAAGGAGCCGGCCACCCACGCGCCGACGCGAAAGUGGCCUGCUGUGAUCGGCACAGGCUAAACUGCGUGAUAGUGUGGUACCGGACUAACCUGGAUGUGUGCGAAGCUCUUUUGGGCUGCCAGGUGUGAUACACUGUUAUUGAGGGUGCCUCGGGCGUCCUGUGAUCCGUGCAAGGUGCCAAUGCCAGUGUGACCCAAACACAAGAUGACAAGACGCGACCUCUUUAGUCUCCGUCAGGGAACUUUCUAUUUUGCGGUGCAUGCAAUGUAACACGCGCUGCUC